CCAAGAUCGAACUCAGUGGCAUACAAUUGGAGAGGCCUAUGUCUAGCAAUGGACUAAUGUAGGCUGUUGAUGAUGAUGAUGAAAACCUAAUAACGAGUGUAACCUCUUUCCAAAACUUGUGACACAGCUAAAAUCCUUCUGCUUUGCUUUUCACGAUGUUUUUAAUUACGUUUUGAGGAAUACGUUCCCACUGUUCUCCAAUGACUCUUUUUAUCUCCCUGAUGUUUUGUGGAGCAGGUUGCAUUGACCUUAGCCGUCUCUUUAGAUCAUCCCAGACAAACUCAAUUGGAUUGAGGUCAAGACUUUUCGUUGGCCAAUUAAAACGACGGAUACCAACUUUGAGACACGGCCGCGCGCGGCUCACGUCAGUCGUCGGCCGCGCGCGUCUGUCGCAGACCUAGGAAGCGGUGCCGUAAAUUUUCAUACUAUGACUAUUGUCGCGAGCGACCGACGACAGCCGUAAGCCGCGCGCGGCCGCGAUCGAUCGCGAUGCACGGAAUAGUACCUUUAAAACUGGAAGAGAACGCCAUAGACGUACAGCUUGGACGUUUGUCAAAUUCGGUGCAGGUUGUUUUUUCCAAUAAUUACAACGCAAAGAAAACCAAAAUGAGCGACAAAAACGAAGGCAAUCCUCCAGCAGAGAAAACCAUUUUUGAUGCAAUCGCUCAGGGUGACUUGACAGAAUUUAAAAAUAUUUUGGCUAAGCAUAAGGGCGGAGUCGAUUUCUUCGACGAAAAUGGUAUGACGGCUCUACAGCACGCUGCCUACAAGGGGAAUAAGGACAUGGUUCAGUUACUACUUGAUAGAGGAGCUGAUGUGAAUUCCGGCAAGCAUGAAUACAACUAUACAUCUUUACAUUUUGGUGCCCUAUCCGGCAGCUCUGAUGUUUGCAAGUUGUUGUUAGAUGCAGGUGCUAAAUCAACUGCAACAAACUCUGUUGGACGUAGUGCAGCCCAAAUGGCUGCUUUCGUUGGAAAUCAUCAUACUGUUGCCACCAUAAAUAAUUAUUUACCGCGCAGUGAGAUCGCUUAUUACUCUACCUUACAAGGGCAGCAGACAGAACCUUAUCUCCCUGCUUUCUUAGUGGAACCUCUCCAUAAAUUUGUUCUCGGUGUCAACAUUCAUCCAGUUAGGUUGGCCCUCAAUUUACAACAUUCACCUGCUCUAUUAGAGCAUGCUGAUAAAGUGAUUAAAGUUUUAGAAUUAAUGUGUAAGAAAGAGAUGACAAGAGGCAGCGAAACAAAUGAGGUAAUGGCCUUUAAAUACCACUACCUUGCAUAUAUUGUACGGGAAAUCAGUAAUAUUAGGGACAAACAGAAACCUGCUGCAGAUAAGGAUGAAAAGAAACAUGAUAUUGUAGAAAUAUUCUCAAAGAAGCUGCUGAAACCAGGCAAGGAUGGAGUUUCACUCGAUUUGAUGGACACAUUCCUUAAAGACUGUGUAAGGGAAUUUCCAUUUAGAGAAUGCACUACGUUUCAUCAAAUGGUGACCUCAUUGACAAGUAAAGAUCCUCCGCCUGCUUUGUCUAUUAUCAACUGCACUAUAAAUGGACAACGUGGUUUUGUUGAUGUGAUUCCAUAUUGCAGUACUUGUGGAGAGGAGAAGCCAGCAAAGAAAUGUUCUAAAUGUAAAUCUGUUCAGUAUUGUGAUAGGGAAUGCCAGCGACUACACUGGUUUGUCCACAAGAAGGCAUGCAAUAGAGAGUCUAGUGUACCAGCGCCUACUUCAAAUACAAAAGUCAAUAUUGAUGCCAAUGAACUUAGUUCUGAGCUGCAAAACUUGAUAGCGGGUUAGGUUUUUCUUAUUAUGAAAACUGUAAUUCAGUCUGUGUAAUGAGUGGUAUUGUCUACCUGUUUCUCACUGUGUUGUAAUAAAUAAAGUGUCACAUAUAUCAACAUUUGUUGUUUUAUUAUCUUAUGC
Molecule: messenger RNA, 1920 nt
Organism: Chilo suppressalis (striped riceborer)
Lineage: Eukaryota; Metazoa; Arthropoda; Insecta; Lepidoptera; Crambidae
Source: the annotation of a GenBank genome assembly